AACAUGGUGACGGCGUGGCCACUCGGUUCACACACCCAAUGUUUAUUCGCCCAAAAGUUGAGUCGAUCCAUUUCGAGUAUGCGACGAGUGUUAUGUUGAUGUUGAUCAGACACAAACUACACGAGUGAAAUGUUUCCGUCAGGCAUGAUGAGUUUGUGAAAGAAAGAAAGAAAGAAAGAAAGAAAGGUGAUGACGCAGACAUUAUUUUGGAUAAGCAAACCACUAGUAGCAAAUAAAGUAGGCUAAGGUAGGAAGAGGUGGAUGAUUGUUGGCGCGGAUUUGGCCAAACCAGACUAAACAAUUGGCCACUUUUGAUUGAUUGAUGAUGAUGCAUGCAUAUGGAUUGUAAGCUUAUUGUAAACCCCAUAUGGAUUCAGCAGAUCCUGAAAAAGGCAGUGAAAUGUUAUUCAGCAAACGUGCUGAGGAGCAUGCACGGGUGGAUCGAAAUGGCUUGGUUUUGGUUGUGGCCAUGGUAGGAAAGAGGAGCAGGGUGGGUGACCAUGGCGACGGCCGGCCACAUGCGCCCCACGUGCCGAACCCGCUCCUCGCGCGUGCCUCCGCGCCAUCCCGGCCGUCCGUCCGCCCACACGUGUCGACGCGCCGUGCCACCGUGCCGGCCAUAACCCCGUCGCACGCGCCAACCCUAGCGUGCACAGCCCGCUGCCCGCUCCCCACACGCCGCGGCACGGCGGCAUGCUGCGGCGGCCGGAUCCGGACGAACGGAUGGAUGGCGCCGUCAAGGAGGAGGAGGAGGACGAGUCUGACUCGGACGACUUCUUGGUGGCCGAGGCGGCGGCGGGCGACGGGGAGCGGCCUCCGGAGCGGCGGCGGGGGCGGGGGAGGGAGGAGAAGGAGCGGACCAAGGCGCGGGAGCGGCGUCGGCGGGCGGUGACGGGGCGGAUCCUGGCGGGGCUGCGGCGGCACGGCGGCUUCGGGCUGCGGCCCCGCGCCGACGUCAACGAGGUGGUCGCCGCGCUCGCACGCCACGCCGGAUGGGUCGUCCUCCCCGACGGCACCACAUUCCCCUCCUCCUCCUCAAACCCCCACCCCCAGACGCCGCGCCCCGCCAUGCUCGCACCAGCCCUCUCCCUCUCCCCCUCCCCCUCCGCCGCGCCGACGCUGCUCCCGGUCUCCUCCUGCGCCACGCCCCCGCUCGCCGCCCGACCGAUCUCCCGCCGCGCCGGGUGCGCCACCGCGCUCCGGACCACCUCCUUCGCGGCGCCGCGCGCGGUGCCCGAGGGCGCUCCCGCGUCGCCGCUGCUCGCCGUGCCGGUCCCCGACGACGAGGACGCCACCAUGGACGGCGAAGGGGGCAAGCAGACCGCCCUCGCGCCGGUCGUGGCCCCGCCGCGGCCCCCGCCCGAGCGGGACUUCGCCGGCACGCCCUACGUGCCCGUCUACGUCAUGCUCCCGCUCGGGGUGGUGAACGUGAAGGGCGAGGUGGCGGAGGCCGACGAGCUGGUGGCGCAGCUGCGGGUGCUCAAGGCGGCGGGCGUCGACGGCGUCAUGGUCGACUGCUGGUGGGGCAAUGUCGAGGCGCACCACCCGCAGGAGUACAACUGGACCGGAUACAAGCGCCUCUUCCACAUCAUCAGGGACCUCAAGCUCAAGCUGCAGGUGGUCAUGUCGUUCCAUGAGUGCGGAGGCAACGUCGGGGACGACGUGUCCAUUCCUCUCCCGGAAUGGGUGAUAGAGAUCGGAAAGAGCAACCCGGACAUCUACUUCACCGACAGGGAAGGAAGGCGAAACACGGAGUGCCUCUCGUGGGGCAUCGAUAAAGAAAGGGUUCUGCAGGGCCGAACCGCCGUCGAGGUGUACUUUGACUUCAUGAGAAGCUUCCGAGUAGAAUUUGACGAGUAUUUCGAGGAUGGGAUUAUUUCAGAAAUUGAGGUUGGGCUAGGGGCUUGUGGAGAGUUACGGUAUCCAUCUUAUGCAGCAAAUCAUGGCUGGAAAUACCCUGGCAUUGGAGAAUUUCAGUGCUAUGACAGGUACUUGCAGAAAAAUCUGAGGAGGGCCGCAGAAGCACGAGGACACGCCAUGUGGGCAAAGUCACCGGACAACGCAGGCCACUAUAAUUCUGAACCAAACAACACAGGAUUUUUCUGUGAUGGAGGAGAUUAUGAUAGCUAUUAUGGCCGCUUCUUCCUCAACUGGUACGCCCAGGUGUUGCUGGAUCAUGCAGACCGCGUGCUGAUGCUAGCCAGGUUGGCCUUCGAAGGCUCAGCUAUUGCUGUCAAGGUGUCAGGUAUACACUGGUGGUACAAAACUGCUAGCCAUGCUGCUGAGCUGACUGCUGGGUUCUACAACCCAUGUAACCGUGAUGGCUACACUCCAAUUGCCCAAGUAUUGAAAAAGCAUGGCGCGGCGUUGAACUUCACAUGCGUUGAGCUGCGCACCAUGGAUCAGCACGAGGUGUUCCCUGAGGCCUUGGCAGAUCCAGAGGGUUUGGUAUGGCAGGUGCUGAAUGCCGCGUGGGAUGCCGGGAUACAAGUGGCCAGCGAGAACGCCCUGCCUUGCUACGACAGGGACGGCUUCAACAAGACCUUGGAGAACGCCAAGCCACGGAAUGACCCGGACGGGCGGCACCUCUUCGGCUUCACCUACCUGAGGCUCUGCAGCACCCUCUUCGAGGGACCCAACCUCCCCGAGUUUGAGCGCUUUGUCAAGAGGAUGCACGGCGAAGCGGUUCUGGACUUGAAGGCGUAGAUUGUUAGGGUGUUACAUACAUGAGUACAUAUAAUACACAAGACAUUCUUGUUGUCCCAGGCCUUUGUUAUGGUUCUCGUUGGGGAGCCACAUGUGUGCCAUUUUUGUCCCGCGAUAGGUUGAUAUUUGAGCUAUAUAUUGAACGGAAUAACGCCGCUCUAGGAUGUAAACCAUAUCUUUUCAUGCAUAUAGUCCUAGUUAUUAUCAAGCUCGAGGAUCAGAAGUCGGUUGCCUGUCGAGUGGCUGACAACAACCGUAGCUUCUGUAAAAGGUUUUGAGGCUGUGCAAAUAAAAAUGCUGAUGCUGCCUUCUCUCU
Messenger RNA from Hordeum vulgare subsp. vulgare (domesticated barley), 3022 nucleotides. RefSeq names its product beta-amylase 2, chloroplastic-like. Bases 694 to 2706 code for a protein of 670 amino acids. Gene Ontology annotation, molecular function: beta-amylase activity. Gene Ontology annotation, biological process: polysaccharide catabolic process. The transcript has 9 exons. NCBI's taxonomy places the organism in Eukaryota, Viridiplantae, Streptophyta, Magnoliopsida, Poales, Poaceae. The record is from RefSeq and is a predicted model, not a curated record.